Molecule: messenger RNA, 1470 nt
Organism: Pecten maximus
Lineage: Eukaryota; Metazoa; Mollusca; Bivalvia; Pectinida; Pectinidae
Product: neurofilament heavy polypeptide-like
Exons: 2
Coding region: 1-1470 (489 amino acids)
Source: RefSeq, a predicted model, not a curated record
AUGAGGAAGAAAGAUGUAGCUAAGAAAUCUCCCAUCAAAGAGGCAACAAAGAAUACAGUGCCAGAACCUGCCCCAGUUGAUUCUCCCAAGGUAGAAGCACAGAGAAGCAGAAGAGGAGGACCUGCAAAGAAAAAGCUCCCUACUCCUAAAAAGGAUUCACCUGUGAAAAAAGGGAAGAGGGCAGCUGCUGUUCCUAUGAAAACCAAACCUGUAGAAGAGGCUAAGCCUUCACCUGCAAAGAAACCUUCUCCAGUGAAGAAGACAAAAUCUGCAGUUGUUAAAACAGCUACACCUGUCAAGAAGACACCUGUUAAGAGAACUCGAAGGGGUGCUCCUGUUGAGAAACCAGUCAAGGCUGAAACUCCAAAGGCAGUAACACCUGUGAAGAGAACCAGAAGGGGUGGUCCAGUUAAACAGACACCUGUUAAGAAAGCAGAGGUAAAAACUGUAACUCCUGUGAAGACAGCACCAAUCAGCAAAAAGAGCAAUGUUUCAAAAACUGUCAAGGCUGAAACUCCAAAAAAAGCAACACCUGUGAAAAGGACUAGAAGGGGUGGUCCAGUUAAACAGACACCUGUUAAGAAAGCAGAGGUAAAAACUGUGACUCCUGUGAAGACAGUAUCAAUCAGUGCGAAGAAAUUGCCAGUGGAAAAAGCAUCAGAAGUGGAAGACAAAAUAGCUUCACCAGUGUCCCCAGUGAAGAGAAGCAGAAGCAGAAGGGGAGCCCCAGUUGCAAAAUCGCCAGCCAAGAAAGUAAAAUCAACCAAGAAGGUCGAGGCAAAGGCAUCACCUGUGAAAUCUCUCAAAAAGACACCAGCCAAGAAAGUGGAAAAGACAGCAACUCCUGCCAAAUCGCCAAAAAGGGCACCAUUGAGAAGAGGCAGACGAGGAGCAACGACUGUUCCAACACCUGUUAAAGCCUCUCCAGCAAAGCCUACCUCAACGCGUGGAACAAAGAGGAAAGCGAACGAAGAGCAGGAGAACCAGGCAAAGGUACCAAAACUUUCAGCUGCAAUUGAGAUUGCGAAGCCUUCACAUGUUAAGAAAAAUAAAAGAAGUGCUGUAUCAAAAACUGCCACACCAGCCAAGAUCAGUCCAGUAAAAGCAAAGCGUACAAGAGGUAAAGCAGCAACACCAUCAAAGAAUGUUAUUGUGGAGAAAGUAGACAGUCCUAAACCUAGUACAGGAAACAAGAAAAAGGUUAUUAAGGAAAACACCAAGCCUGUUUCCCCUGCCAAGGUUUCUCCAGCUAAGAAAGGUACAAAGGGAACUGCUAAAACUGCAAAGGUUGAUACCCCAGCCAAAGUAAGUCCAGUCAAAGCUAAACGUGCCACAAGGGGAAAACCUGCAAGCCCAGUGAAGAAAUCGCCAGUUAAACCAGCGAAGACCAACAAAAAGACAGCAAAAGCAGCCAGUCCUGCCAAAAAAGCUGCCACACCUAUAAAGCGUUCAACAAGAAGUAGGAAGUGA